GCAUCAACGCAAGGCUGACUCUCUGGCUAACCGGGUAGUUGCGGAGGGUAGCGGCAGGAACUGAAUUCUUGGGACGAAAAUACUUAGCAGCGUGAUGAAUACGAGCUACCCAUUAAAGUUCGGUGUUCAAAUUGCCUGGACUAACCGCCAAGGCAUCUGGAAUUCUCUCCGUUGUCAACAUGCCCGAUUACUUUCAGCUAGAAGUUGCCAGAGGAUGCCAUUGUUGAAGUCAAACAGCAUGAAAUACACAUCUUUCCACUGCCAAGUAUCUCGAAGACGAGCGUUUUCAUCUGAAGCUGGCAAGGUGGGGGCUGUGGCUGCAUCAGUUGAGACAAAUGCAGAGACAGUCGUCCCUGCUGUGCCACCAGCACCAACAGUAGUGCCUGUCGAAAGCUUUGUAGAAUCCCUGGGAGACGACACGGUGGUGCCUACUCUGCAGUCUGUUGGGUUAGGAGGGUGGUCACCGUCAGGCAUAGUACAGCAGCUGCUUGACUUACUGCACACAAGUACUGGACUGCCCUGGUGGGCCACCAUAGCUGCCAGCACUGUGGUCGUCAAAGUGAUCCUUCUUCCUUUGAUUGUCAAAGGCCAAAAAAACUCUAUUCAUAUGAACAACAACCUUCCCCAGAUGCAGCAUUUGCAAGCCAAAAUGACUGAGGCGAGAAACACGGGCAACCAGCUUGAAGCUGCCCGUAUUGCAAAUGAACUGAUGAUUUUCAUGAAAGAAAAAAAUGUAAACCCCUUGAAGAGCAUGAUCAUACCAUUGGCUCAGGCUCCAGUGUUCAUCAGCUUCUUCUUUGCCUUGCGUGGAAUGGCCAACUUGCCUAUAGAAAGCUUCAAAACUGGUGGCAUGUUGUGGUUUACUGAUCUGACUGUGCCAGAUCCUUUCUACAUCUUGCCAUUGAUCACCAGUGUUUCACUUUUCUGCACGCUUGAGCUUGGCGCAGAAAGUGGUGUCCGAGCUGACAAUCUGCAGUGGACACGAUAUGUUUUCCGGUGCCUGCCAGUAGUAAUUUUCCCAAUCACCAUGAACUUUCCAUCGGCUCUUCUGUGCUACUGGGUCACUAGCAACGUGUUUACCCUGUGUCAAGUGGGUGUGCUUCGCAUUGAAGCAGUGCGGAAGCGUUUAAACAUACCAGCAUUGGUCAAACACAAGAAGAGUGAACUAACCCUUUCGAAAAAAGGAUUUGUAGAAGGUGUCAAAGAAUCCUUCACAAACACUCGCAUUGCUCGAGAGAUUGAAGAAAGGUCUAGGGCAGAUGAGAUACGAUUCAAGAAAGCUGGAAUAGGUCCAGUGGUGAAGACUUACGCAUACGAUCCCACCAAGCAAGCUUUUGCCAAAGGAGCUGGUUCAAGUCAGAAAAUCAAUGGUUAGGUUUAGUAAGAACAACAGGAUUCCAAUGUGCCCUUUUAGUCGGAACGAACCAUUCAGCAGUAGCUGCUUGUAAAUAAACUAAAUAUAUAAAUGUAAGAAA
Messenger RNA from Dermacentor andersoni, 1475 nucleotides. It is a transcript of the gene OXA1L, whose product is annotated as OXA1L mitochondrial inner membrane protein. Lineage: Eukaryota; Metazoa; Arthropoda; Arachnida; Ixodida; Ixodidae. Gene Ontology annotation, cellular component: mitochondrial inner membrane. Gene Ontology annotation, biological process: protein insertion into mitochondrial inner membrane from matrix. The record is from RefSeq and is a predicted model, not a curated record. Gene Ontology annotation, molecular function: membrane insertase activity.